Pistacia vera is the source of this 4098-nucleotide messenger RNA. Its product is annotated as pentatricopeptide repeat-containing protein At1g20230-like. Gene Ontology annotation, biological process: RNA modification. Gene Ontology annotation, molecular function: RNA binding; zinc ion binding; protein binding. NCBI's taxonomy places the organism in Eukaryota, Viridiplantae, Streptophyta, Magnoliopsida, Sapindales, Anacardiaceae. The record is from RefSeq and is a predicted model, not a curated record.
GAACAAUGAACUUGACAAAACAAGCUAUUCCUCACUUGGAAAACAUUCAACGCUCGAUCUUUCAUACCCUCAACUCACUCAACUCAUCUCUGUCACAGACACAACAAGCGCAUGAUCACAUUCUCAAAACCGGCAUCUCUAAUGACAUGGAUCUCGCAACAAAGCUUCUGUCUCAAUAUGCAAAUCACCAAGACUUCGAUGACGCAAACCAAAUCCUUUCUUCUACUCCGGAGCCGACAACCUUUUCUUACUCUACUCUUAUCUACGCCUACUCGAAACAAAAUGUUUUUACUCAAUCGCUUCGUGUAUUCGCUCAAAUGCUCUCUCACGGUCUGGCACCUGAUACUUACUUGUUGCCUAAUAUUGUUAAGGCUUGCACUAGAUUGUUGUCAUUGGAAACUGGAAAACAAGUUCAUGCAAUGGUGUUUGUAUACGGAUUUUAUUUAGAUUCGUUUGUUCAGUCUUCUUUGAUUCAUUUGUACAUUAAAUGUCAGAACAUUGGGGACGCUCACAAAGUGUUUGAUAGAUUAGCCCAACCGGAUGUGAAAACUUUUAGUGCUCUGCUUGCGGGUUACGCUCGACAAGGGUGAGUGGAUGUAGUGAAAAAACUCUUUAACGAGAUGGGUCGUUUAAGAGUGGAACCUAAUGUGUUGUCUUGGAAUGGUAUGAUUGCAGGGUUUAAUCAUAGUGGCAAUUAUGAAGAGGCGGUUAUUUUGUUUCGAAGGAUGCAUUUUGAAGGAUUUACGCCUGAGGAGCAUAGUGUUUCUAGUGUUCUUUCAGGUGUGGGCGACUUGGAGAAUCCCAAACUUGGGUUUCAGAUUCAUGGUUUUGUGAUUAAGCAGGGUUUGUUAGGGAACGAGUGCAUCAUUAGUUCACUUAUUGAUAUGUACGGAAGGUGUGCAUGUACAUGGAAUAUGUCCAAAGUGUUUCAUGAAAUGGAAAAUCUGGAUGCAGUUGCUUGCAAUGCUUUUGUUACGGGUCUCUGUAGGAAUGGUCUUGUUGAAAAUGCAUUGGAGGUCUUUAGGCAAUUCCAAAGCCAAGGAGUGGAAUUAAAUGUUGUGUCUUGGACGUCAAUGGUUGCUGGUUUCUCACAGAAUGGGAAAGGUAUUGAGGCAUUGGCUUUUAGAGAGAUGUAGACAGUGGGGAUAAAGCCAAACAAUGUUACAAUACCUUGCUUGCUAUCAGCCUGUGGAAGUAUUUCAGCAUUGAUGCUCGGGAAGGCGGCUCAUUGCUUUUCUAUCAGAAGAGGAAUAUCUGAUGCUAUGAAUGUGUCUGGGGCACUAAUUGAUAUGUAUGCAAAGUGUGGAAGGAUUCAAAUGUCACGACUUUAUUUUGAUAGGAUAUCAUCCAAAGACUUGGUUUCUUGGAACGCGCUAAUGGGUGGAUAUGCUAUGCAUGGAAAGGCUAAAGAAGCUAUAGAGAUUUUUCAUUUGAUGCAAAGGAGUGGACAAAAUCCUUCUUCUAUUAGCUUCAUUUCUGUAUUAUCCGCCUACAGCCAGGCUGGCCUAGCUGAUGAAGGCUGCAAAUUUUUUGAUAGCAUGUGUAAAGAGCACGGUAUUGAAGCAAGGAUGGAGCACUAUUCUUGCAUGGUGACCCUUCUAGGUCGUGUUGGAAGGCUGGAAGAGGCAUAUAAUAUGAUUGAGCGAAUGCCUUUCGAGCCAGACGCUUGUGUUUGGGGAGCUUUGCUUAGUUCUUGUAGAGUUCACGGUAAUGUGAAUAUAGGUGAGGCUGCUGCUAAACAUCUCUUUGAACUGGAACCUACAAAUCCUGGGUACUACAUCCUUCUGUCCAAUAUAUAUGCUUCCAAAGGCAUGUGGAAUGAGGUUGAUGCAGUGAGAGAUAUGAUGAAAGCUAUAGGUUUGAGGAAGAGCCCUUGCUAUAGUUGGAUUGAGGUCAAAAACAAAGUGCACAUGCUUCUUGCCGGAGAUGAAUCACAUCCUCAAAUGGCCCAAAUCAUGGAGAAGUUAAAUAAAUUAAACCUGGAGAUGAAGAAGUCAGGUUACUUUCCACAUGCUGACUUUGUGCUGCAAGAUGUGGAGGAGCAGGAUAAGGAGCAGAUCUUGUGUGGGCACGGUGAGAAGUUGGCUGUAGUGCUUGGACUUCUUAAUACUCCACCAGGAGCUCCUCUUCAAGUGGUUAAGAACCUAAGAAUGUGCGUUGAUUGCCAUGCUGUUAUAAAAUUUAUAUCUAGUUUUGAAAGGAGAGACAUAUUUGUCAGAGACAUUAAUAGGUUCCAUCAUUUUAAAGAUGGAGUUUGUUCUUGUGGGGAUUGUUGGUGGAAAAAUUUUAUGGCUGACUCACAAAUUGAAACGGAGGAAGUGAAUUUGUGCAAUUGAGUCCUUUGGUGAUGUAGGAAAAAUAUUGUUUAAUUCUGAUUUGCCACAUUGAGUAAUCUCGGUCAGUUGGUGUCUUUGUGGAUCCCAUGAUGUAGUCGAUUGGGAAACCGUGGGAAUUCAUGGAAAUUAUGGCCAGCUUAGGUUUAGCCACUACCUGCAAAUUUCGGAGGACUUAACGCAGUGGGAGUAAAUGUUACAAGAUUCUAAAUUAAUCUUUUUAAAUAAGUUGAGUUUUUUGUUCUCAUUUGGGUUCUUAUAUUUGUAAGCCCAUUCAACUAAUUUCUAUUUAUACACCUAUCUCCUUACAUUUUACUGGAGUUCACUUAUUGAAUGCGAUGGAGUCAAUUAUUGAUAUGACAUCUAAUGGCAAGACAUGAUGCAACAUUGAAAUUAAUGUAGGUUAGAAAUAGGAUAGCAGUUUCUCUUAGAAGGAAGUGAAUGCUACGUGUGAGUGCGUGUUGACGUAUGAUGAGUUUUGCAUAGGAUGUAAUGAUGUGGAAAGAAUGGGGUUCUGAGGAAUAUAAGCAUUUGGAGAGAUAGUAGAGGCUGGUGUUUAUUUCUAAUUUCCAUCCAAUGAAUAAAAGACAGAGAAAGAGAGAGAGUGAUGAGAAAUGAGAUGAGGGAAAUGAGCUCGGAGCAGCGCGGUUCAACCAAUCACAAAUGGCAACUCUCAUGAGGAGAAGCUACCUUCCUCCACUAGAUUUUCAGGUCUCUUGGCUUCAAAGGAUCGUGAUUUUCUCUUCUCUCCAAAUGGAACUCAGGUGAAGGUUUCUGAUCUUGAAGGCAAGGUGACUGCCCUUUACUUCUCAGCAAACUGGUAUCCACCAUGUCAAAAUUUCACCGAAGUCCUUAUUAGUGCAUAUGAAGAGCUAAGGAAUAGUGGUCUGGUUUCGAGAUUGUGUUUGUGUCAUCUGAUGAAGAUUUGGAUGCCUUCAACAACUAUCGUGCAUGCAUGCCAUGGCUGGCAAUUCCAUUUCUGAUUUGGAGACAAAGAGGGCCUUAAACAGAAAUUCGACAUUGAAGGUAUUCCUUGCUUGGUUGUUUUGCAACCUGAUGCUGAGGAUGAUGCAAUAUGGUACAAUGGUGUUGAACUCAUUUAUAGGUAUGGGAUAGAAGCCUUCCCGUUUACUAAGGAUAAGUUGGAGCGAGGUAUGUUCAUACAACAUAAUCUUUGUGUAUAGUGUUUAUCUAUUCGUAUCCAAAUGAAACCGUAGUUGUACGACAUAUAUUAUUCUAGUUCUUCCACAUACAUAUGUUAAAACUCCAAUGGAACAACUUGUGUUAGUGAUUAUGAAACAUGCUACCUGUUGUACAUGUUUGGUAAAAAUCCUAAUGUCUUGAGGUAAACUGCAUUUGAAUUUACAGCUGAAUUGAGGCAGACGAUGAGAGAAGAGAUGGAGAAACAUCGUGACUGCAACAACAAACAGAAGAUACGUUACUUGAUUAGUGAAGGUUUAUAGAGAUAAAAACAUCUGGAAUGAGAUGCUUAACAUGCGGUGUCACUCCGUAGAAACUGCAUUUGGAACGUCCAAGGACAUGAAACUAAUGGAAUAUUGAGACAAAUGACAAUGCAAGCUACGAAGGUGGGAGUUCUGUUUUUGCACUUCUAGUAGUUUUAGUCCGUGUAUCUUCAUUGGAGCUGGUUUUUGCUCUGCUAAACUGUGGAAAUAUUUAGCAAUUUUCCCUUGUUACGGAUUUAGAAUUUGUUUAUUUUUGUGAUUUAUAUAUUAUAUCCACUAUGCUAAACUGUCCUGAAAGCAUG